Molecule: messenger RNA, 1113 nt
Organism: Polistes canadensis
Lineage: Eukaryota; Metazoa; Arthropoda; Insecta; Hymenoptera; Vespidae
Exons: 3
Coding region: 182-811 (209 amino acids)
Source: RefSeq, a predicted model, not a curated record
ACUCUAUCGAAUAUUUUUCUUUGACGAUUUACGAUUGUAGUGAUUGUAUUUUUUUAUAUCGCUUGUCUGAGUGAUACUUUCAAAUGGUCAGUGGUUUCACGUUAAAAAAAAGCUGUAAGAAGUGAUCGUGCAUUUUUGAAAAGAAGAAGAAGAAGAAGAAAAAGUAAAAGGAGAAGAAGAAAUGCCAGACAGUGGUGCUGUUUAUCAACCUACGACGGUAGGAUACACGUAUGAUAGUGGAGGUGACGGUACCGGUAGUGCUGGUGGAAUAAGAAGUGGUUUUUGGAGGAUUGCAUCGAGGCAUAAGAUUAAUUCAAGAAAAUGGCUAGAAUGGACGUUAUUGUCUGUUGGAUUGUCCUUCUUCGUCGUUGGACUCACCACAAUGCUUGUGAGUCUGGUCUCAACCGACAACAUUAAUCAACGAACUACAGAGGUAAAGCAGGAUUCGUCUUCGAUUGGUGCAACUGUUGAAGUGGAGGAAAAUGUUGAAGGAGCUUCUAAGGGAUCCGUAGCAUUAGGAGCAGGAAUGAUAUUUGUUGGAAUAUUAUUGAAUGUUAUUUGGGCAUGGCUUCGAUUCUUCCAACGUAAUAAAUCACCAAGGAGCGGAAUUACUGGAGGAAGUGGUCAGUACGGGCCAGUACUUACGGAGUUGCCGAGUCAGCUGAAAUUAAAGGAAGCUAAUAUACAUGAGACGCUAGUAGCACCACUUUCUGAUCAAGAAGAAGAAACCCUUACUUUAAUGCUGGAUUCUAAUACAUCUACAACGCUUGUUGCUGACCCUAAUAGUGCUGCUAACCAGAUUCCAGGUUGAGUACAUUCAUUCACCACACUGAAUGCAAUAGAGUGACCUGAAGUGAACACUGCUUUACUUUUACAAAUCUGAUAAUACUUAUCAGAAAUUAAUUGCUUAUAUUUUCUCGUAAGAGAAAAAACGAAAGAAAAAAUAUCUUGUUUUUAACUCUCCAUUAGUUUAUCUGCAAUGAUGAAAAUCAUUGUAUAAAUAACAUUAAUUUAUAAGUUCAUAUUCAAUAUUUGUUGAUUAUACUACUAUCUAUUUUCACAGUCUAGUGCUUUCAGUUAUACGAGUCUAUAUCAAUAUACAAGUCGUACAAG